UUAUGAAACCCUAUGUGAUAUCAUUGGAUAUAUAAUGCACUGUUGUUGGUUAACAUCAUUUACUUGUUUGUUACUUUUAUUUUAUUUGUAUUAUUCUGCCCUUCAUGUAUUAAUUAUUACAAAUUAGAUUAAUUCCAAAUAUUAAGCAGUAACUAAUAAUAUAAACAAAUUCAUCAUUCUUUGUAUUAUUUGGCCUUACUUAUGGCUCUUGUAUCCAUUACUAAAUGAUUCAAUAGGUCCAACUGGAUGGAAACUAUAUAACUCAACAGAAAUAUUUUAUUUAUUUUGUGGUUUUGAAGUAUUUUAUAUUUCUAAACUUUAGGAAGAUGAAAUUAUUUUCCUUAUCUUUUGGUCUAUACCCUUAUGGUUAAUAUUCUUAAGUGUUCUAAUUUUGAGAUAGAAAGUAUCCAAUUAUAAAUUCAAUAGAUUAGUUCUCGAAUUAAAACCCUAAUUUUCGAAGAAUAAAUUAGUAGCAUUGAAUUAGAUAUCAUAAAGAAAGUGGCAGACUUUUCAAUUAUUUAUGUAAUCUUUUGGUUAACAAAUUAAUUUGUUAAGUAAAUUAAUUAAUAUAUUAAAAAUUAGAUAUGUACAAUUAUUAUAUGAUGGAUAUACUCAACACAUUAUAUUAUACACUUUGUUUGUGUUAAUGUAUUUGUUGUUUGAAAUUCAUUUAGUCAUAAUUGCAAUCCUAUUUUAUAAAAAUUAUAAGUAAUUAUGUAGAAUAUAAAAUAUAUAGUUAAGUUAUUGACAUUAAAUCAAUUUGGUCAUUAAAAAAAUAGAAGAAUUUAAAAGUAAAGAAUGAUGAGUAAUUAAUUUGAUUUUUAUGUUGUAAAUAAUUUAAUGUUUUAAUAUAAUAUUCAUGACUAUUCAGCAUAUAUGAUAUCUCAUGAUCAAAUUAGCUUAACUUAUAGAGGAGAAAUGUAAUAUGCUAGAAAAUAUUAGAACAAAGGAUAUCUAUCAAUUCAAAUUUUUAGAAUUUGACAAUUUAGAAGAGAUAUUAUUUUUAAAAUAAGAAGAAACAGCAGUCUCUCUACCUUGGGCUAGAACAAUAAUUGUUAAUUUCUGGAAUGUACCAACAGAGAAUUACACUCUAUUUAAUUUAUAUGAAGGAAUGAAAAUCCUAUUUGACAUGGACAUAAUCAAAGAUUUGUAAGAAGUUUAAUUUAAGUUCUUUUCCAAUGAAUAAAUUUAGGCAUUGAUCAAAUUAAAAUGGUUAUAAUCUGAAAAUACUAAUUACUUUUAUUUCGAAAUACAAGAAGAGGUAUUAUUUAAUUAUGAAACAAUUUAGAAUUAGUAUGAAUUAACACUCUAAUGGAGAGAUUCAUUAUAAAUUGUUGAAAGUAUUAAGAAAGAAUUAGAGAAGUAAUUUUAAAGGAAGAAUUUAAUCAAAAUAUUAAAUAAAAUAGGUGAUUAUAGGUAUGAUAAUAUUAUGAUUAUUAGUAAUAUCUAUGAUUUAUAAGAGUUAUUUAAUUUAAUUUUGGAUAAUCAUUAUGAUACUCUAUUUGUUUAUUUCCCAUCAAUAAUCAAAUUAAAAAUUUAUACUAAAAUAUUUGAAGAGAGUGAAGAAUAAAUUAGAUCUGUAGAAUUGUUCAUUCAUAAUUAAUGGUUUAAGGAAAGAUAGGAUAAUUUGAUAGCUUAAUUUGAGAUAUUACAUACUCAGAUUUAAAGAUCUAUGAAAGAUUCAAAUGAAGAAAUAAUUUUAGAUUAUGCCUUAAUUUAUGAUGAAGAUCAAAUUAAUUGUUCUGAAUUAAUGAGUAAGAUUAAUUCUUUGAUCAUUAAAAUAUUGUUAACAAAUAAUAAGAAAAUUCAAUCAAUUUUAUUGUCUUUGAUGCCAUUAGAAAUUCAUUUUGAAUUGGAUAUUAAGAAAUUAGAAUUAAAUUUAGAUAUUAAUUUACAUCAUGAAGAUCCAUAAGAUAUAUAUUAAGAAGGAUUAAUAAUUUUAUUAUAAACAAUCACAACUUGUUAAUUGUUUUAAUCUUUAAAAGUUAAUAUUCAAUAAGAAGAUGAUUCAAAUAAUAUAAAAUUUCUUUUAUUUUCUUUCAUUAUGAUGAUUCAUGAAUUUUAAUAAACUUUAAAAAACAAAGGCACAUUUACAUACAAUAAUUAUUAAUUAAUUCCAAGAUAUCAUUCAGUUUGUUCAAAAGGAGUUAUGAAUUAUUUAAUUUCAGAGAAGAAGUAAUAAAAAUGAUGUUUUAUAGUUAGAUCAAUUUAUGA
This is a messenger RNA of Paramecium pentaurelia, 2214 nucleotides long. NCBI's taxonomy places the organism in Eukaryota, Ciliophora, Oligohymenophorea, Peniculida, Parameciidae. The record is from the annotation of a GenBank genome assembly.